Molecule: messenger RNA, 3274 nt
Organism: Phycodurus eques (leafy seadragon)
Lineage: Eukaryota; Metazoa; Chordata; Actinopteri; Syngnathiformes; Syngnathidae
Gene: hells
Product: helicase, lymphoid specific
Exons: 23
Coding region: 214-2763 (849 amino acids)
Biological process (GO): pericentric heterochromatin formation; negative regulation of gene expression via chromosomal CpG island methylation; lymphocyte proliferation
Cellular component (GO): pericentric heterochromatin; nucleus
Molecular function (GO): ATP binding; ATP-dependent chromatin remodeler activity; chromatin binding
Source: RefSeq, a predicted model, not a curated record
AUCACGGAUGACGGUGCUGUGACCUUUUACUUACAAAUCUCAACCAAAGCGUUCACGUCUGUGCGUUGACAACGUUGAAACUCAGCGGUCCCAAAAGAGGAAAGACCUUUGUGUUAUUAGUCCAGUUAAACCGAUGCGCGUUUGGAUUGUAACGAACCAGUUGUUCGGAUCCACUGGGAUAAGCUAUCUGUGACUACAAAAUUGACGCGUAGCAUGAGACCAGCACCUCGAAGUGUUUCCCCUCACUGCCCCAAACCUGAUGAGUCCGAGGAGCCGCUGGGGACAGCCAUGGAGACGGGAGCUACUAAGAGUAACAGUAUAAAAACUGGGAAUAUGUCAUCUGAAGUAAUUGUCACCAAAGAAAUGGAGGAAGAGGAGCAGCAUCUGAUGGCAGAAGGAGAAAAGAAAGAGAAGGAAAUGAUGGCCAAGGCUCGGCAGUCGUUGGAGAGAGAGACUCAUGAAAUGCGCUUCAAAAGACUACAACAUUUGCUCAAGAAGAGUAACAUUUACUCCAAGUUUCUGCUGACCAAAAUGGAGCAACAACAGAACGAGGAGAAACUCAAGAAGGAAAAGCUUGGGAAGAAGGGCAAGAAAACCCCAAACGGCACCGAGCCUGGGAAAGAUAAAAAGAAGAGACAAAGGGAGGAUGACUACAAAAUUGCUGAUGUCAUAUCGAAAGAAGAAAUCAUGUCACAGGCUAAGAAAGUCAAAGUGGAGGAAGCGGAAGCGGCCCCUGCCCCGAAGAAGCUCGACGCCAAGGAUAUCGAGAACAUGAGUGAUUCCAACGAAGACAUCAAGAAUCGUUUGGCCGAGACGGUGCGAGACAAUGCCCAACAGCUCCUGGACCCGGACAGAAAAGUGAACGGCGAGCCGGUUCCUGCUCAACAGCCACAGCUCUUCACCGGUGGGGUCAUGAGGUGGUACCAGAUCGAGGGCAUCGAAUGGCUUCGAAUGUUGUGGGAAAAUGGCAUCAAUGGGAUCCUGGCUGAUGAGAUGGGACUGGGAAAGACAAUCCAGUGUAUCGCCCACAUCGCCAUGAUGAUUGAAAAGAAGGUCACGGGCCCGUUCUUGGUGGUGGCGCCACUCUCGACUCUGCCCAACUGGAUCAACGAAUUCAAGCGCUUCACGCCGGAGGUGUCUGUGCUGCUUUAUCAUGGCCCACAAACCGAGAGGGGCAAACUGUUGAAGCACAUACACAAAUCCCAGGGGUCCCUCAGUAUGUUUCCUGUCGUCGUCACCUCGUUUGAGAUUGCCAUGAUCGACCGAAAGUUCCUUCAGCGCUGUCAGUGGAAGUACUUGAUUGUGGACGAAGGCCACAGAAUCAAAAACCUCAACUGCCGACUAGUGCAGGAGUUGAAGCUGCUACCCACCGACAACAAGCUGCUGCUCACUGGAACUCCACUGCAGAACAACCUGGCUGAGCUCUGGUCCCUUCUCAACUUUCUCUUGCCGGAGGUCUUUGACGACCUUAAGAGCUUUGAGUCUUGGUUUGACAUCGACACACUCGGCGAGCCGGAAAGUGUGGUGGCUGCCGAGCGUGAACGAAACAUCCUGAGCAUGUUGCACCAGAUUCUGACUCCAUUCUUGCUGAGGAGACUGAAGGCUGAUGUGACAUUGGAGAUUCCCCCAAAGAAAGAGAUAAUUGUUUAUGCCCCUCUGACUGCGAAGCAGGAGACUUUCUACGCUGCUGUCGUGAACAAGACCAUCGCUAAAGUGCUUGGUCACCAUCAGACUGAAGCGCCUGUGAGUUUGACGUCGAGCGGCAGGCCGAAGCGCCGCAGCCGAAAGCUGGUUCGUUACAGUGAAGCCGAGGAUGAUACGCCCUCAGGCUUGGAGGAGUAUCUGGAAAAGGUCCAAAGGGAGCAGGAGCGGAGCUCCUCCCCGGUGCCGGACGUCCAUUGCCCUCUGGAUGCUCAGAUCAACCUCAAGAUGCAGAAUAUUCUCAUGCUGCUAAAACGGUGCUGUAACCAUCCUUACCUGGUAGAAUACCCCCUGGAUCCAGCCACACAAGAAUUCAAGAUCGACGAGCAGCUGGUGCAAUGCUCUGGGAAAUUUCUCAUACUGGACCGGCUUCUCCCGGCACUCAAGGAGCGAAGCCAUAAGGUACUCCUCUUCAGUCAGAUGACCUCCAUCUUGGAUAUUCUCAUGGAUUACUGCUAUCUGCGUGGCUUCCAGUACAGCAGAUUGGAUGGUAGCAUGUCCUACGCUGAUAGGGAUGAAAAUAUGACCAAGUUUUCCAAAGACCCAGAGGUUUUCAUUUUCCUGCUCAGCACCCGAGCUGGAGGGCUUGGGAUCAACCUGACGGCUGCUGAUACUGUCAUUAUUUUUGACAGCGACUGGAACCCCCAGGCAGAUCUGCAGGCUCAAGACCGCUGUCAUCGUAUUGGGCAAACCAAACCAGUGGUGGUGUAUCGACUGGUCACGGCAAACACCAUCGACCAAAAGAUUCUGGAGAGAGCCUCGGCCAAGAGGAAGCUGGAGCAGAUGGUCAUCCACAAGAAUAAGUUCAAAGGCGGCAGGGCGGAGUUGAACCAAACUAAAAGCUGCCUUGAUCUGGAUGAGCUGAAGGAGCUGCUCCAAGCCAGACGCACUGAGAAGGAAGUGAAAGCAUCAAGGGGGAAGGUGAUCAGCGAUAAAGACCUGGCGUUUUUAUUGGACCGUAGUGACUUGCUAGAUAAGGAAAAGGGGACAGCGAGGAACGAGAAGGUUGGCGUCUUCAGAGUUGUGGAGACUGAUGAAUCAUCAGAGAUCACCUUGACUUAAAAAGACCUGAUAUAUUCCCUCUUCCUAAAAUUCCCUUAGAAGUAAACUGAAGCUUAGGUGACUUCAGACUUGGGAAAAUUCAAGGACACGCUGUAAAAAUAUGCUCUGCUGUCUGUUAUUUUCCAACGUUAAGAUUUACUGUAACUGCUUUGAUUGUACAUUUUGUUGUUUUUUUUUAUUUUUUUUUUCGUCCUGUAAUCUUCUGUUAAUGCAUUCCCCCGCCUCUCCCUGUACUCGCCGUUCCAUCUGCCUCACGCUUUCAGUACACUGAAAGCGAAGAAAAUAUACUUUCUGUGCAGCGUUGACACAGCAGGACACUAAUCGCCAAUGAAAGCCACAACAGUGAUAUUUGAUAUCUGACAAAAGUCAGACUCAACCUUAAGUUUUUCAAACUCUGUGUUACUACUCUUUUAAUUUGGAAGCCUUUUGGUGCCCUCAGGCUUGUAAUGCGCGAUUAAUGUUGAAACAACUCUUAAAAGCACUUUUAUGCAAAUAAACCCUUGUUCCGUGA